Protopolystoma xenopodis is the source of this 201-nucleotide messenger RNA. The record is from the annotation of a GenBank genome assembly. NCBI's taxonomy places the organism in Eukaryota, Metazoa, Platyhelminthes, Monogenea, Polystomatidea, Polystomatidae.
AUGCAAACUGAAGGAUUCAAGUUUUAUCAAAUUAUUUUAGCACAUCAGCAAGAGGAGACUUACAUUUCGAGCCCGGACAUCGAGUUCGUAGCCGCGACAAUUCAAGCGAUUGGCCGAGUGGCUAGUGCUGUGCCCCAUGUUGCUGAGGCUUGUCUUUCUGGCCUCCUGACCCUUAUGUCGCGACGCAAUGGUAGGGCAUAG